This is a messenger RNA of Ambispora gerdemannii, 235 nucleotides long. Lineage: Eukaryota; Fungi; Glomeromycota; Glomeromycetes; Archaeosporales; Ambisporaceae. The record is from the annotation of a GenBank genome assembly.
AUGGAUAUGCCUUCCUUUAAAAAAACUCUUAAUAUAGAAUCUACAUCGAUAACUUCUGCAGUGGGUAAUUCAAUAGAUAACACUAAUUACGUGGUUCUAACAAUUACUGAAAAUGAGAUCUCCAAAGAACAAAAAAAAGAUGAUGACUCCGACGACGAAUAUUCUCGCCGGCAUAAACAUCACAAGAAAUCAACUAGUUCUAAGCAGCGCUCUUCCGCUUCUAAAGAACAAGAAG